AUGACAACACCAAUUGUAACAAGAAAUAGAUCAUCUAUUAUUUCAUCACCUUAUUUUUCGACAUCAACAAAACUGACAACAGUAACAACUACAAUAAAAGAUAAAAAUGAUGAAACACCAAAAAAAAUAAUAAAAAGAGAACAAAUUAAAAUAGAAUAUGAAGAAAAAGAAGAGGAACUAGAAGAAAAAGGAGAUAAAAAAAGACAAAGAAAUAAAAAAGAGAAAAAAAUAAAAAAUGAUAUCAAAAAGGAAGAAGAAGAAGAAAAAGAGGAAGAAGAAGAAGAAAAAGUAAUUGAAGAUAUUAAAAUUAAAACACAUAUUAAUGGUAUAUCAUUAGCAAAAAUUCAUUGGAAAGAAGUUUGGGAUAAAAUUAAAAUAAUGAGAAGUGAAAAUUUGGCACCAGUUGAUACAUUGGGAGCGGAAUCAUUUAAUCAAGAUAAUAUUGAACCAAUUGAAAAGAGAUUUCAUAUAUUAGUUGGCUGUUUAUUAUCAUCACAAACCAAGGAUGCGAUUACCCAUGCAGCAGUAGUAAGAUUAAAAGAGUAUGGAUUAACAGUUGAUAAAAUGUUAACAAUUGAUACCAAUGAAUUGGAGACACUAUUAUAUCCGGUUGGAUUCUAUAAAAGAAAAGCGAUUUACCUUAAAAAGAUUGCAGAGAUUUUAAAGAAUAAAUACAAUGGUGAUAUACCACCAACAUUCAAAGAGAUUGAACAAUUACCAGGUAUUGGACCAAAAAUGACCAAUUUAAUAGUUCAAAUAGCUUGGGGUAGAGUUGAAGGUAUAGCCGUUGAUGUUCAUAUGCAUAGAAUUUCAAAUAGAUUAGGUUGGGUCAAAACUAAAACUCCUGAAGAGACAAUGAAGGACUUGGAAUCUUGGUUACCAAAAGAAAAUUGGGCUACUGUCAAUCAUCUAUUAGUUGGUUUCGGUCAAACUAUUUGUUCACCUGUAAAUCCAAAAUGUUCAAAUUGUUUAGUAAAUAAUUUAUGUCCUGUUGGAAUAAUUGAAAUGAAUUCUUCAAAAAAGAAAAUAAAAAAGAAAAUAAAAAAGUAA
This is a messenger RNA of Dictyostelium discoideum AX4, 1050 nucleotides long. RefSeq lists its product as hypothetical. Lineage: Eukaryota; Evosea; Eumycetozoa; Dictyosteliales; Dictyosteliaceae. The transcript has a single exon. The record is from RefSeq and is a predicted model, not a curated record. The coding region runs from base 1 to 1050 and encodes 349 amino acids.